This is a messenger RNA of Salvelinus sp. IW2-2015, 2141 nucleotides long. Lineage: Eukaryota; Metazoa; Chordata; Actinopteri; Salmoniformes; Salmonidae. The record is from RefSeq and is a predicted model, not a curated record.
AUCAGACUGAGUGCUCAACCAAUAAGAGUGAUUAGCAGACUCGGAGAGACAAUCACAGCGACUCUAACAUCUUGACGACCAAUCAGACAACUGAGGAGGGUAUAGAAGGACUAUAACUGCCUGAUUACCCAGUCACCCUGUCCCCUCUACACCCCCUUUAGCUCCCUCUAGCCCCCCAUCAACUCCCAGGCUCUGCCAGUAAGCUCCCUCUAACAGCCCCCAAAACACUUCUUCCACCAUGACAAAUAACAGCAGCUCCUCUGGCGUCUGGGAGAACUCUGAUUGGUCAGAGUCAGCCCAGUGUCCGCCCUCGGUGAGUGGAGCCACCUUCCUCAUCGUGGCCUACAGCACGGUGAUCGCAGUAGGGUUGCUAGGCAAUGUGGGCCUGGUUUUCAUCAUCGGGCGGCAGAAGGAACUGCAUAAUGUCACCAACAUUCUAAUCGCCAACCUGUCCUGCUCCGACAUCUUGAUGUGUGUGGUGUGUCUACCCGUCACCGUCAUCUAUACUCUGAUGGACCGCUGGGUACUGGGGGAGGCACUCUGCAAGGUCACUCCGUUUGUACAGUGUGUGUCAGUGACGGUGUCUAUUUUCUCCCUGGUGUUGAUUGCGUUGGAGCGCCAUCAGUUGAUCCUGCACCCUACUGGCUGGUCUAGACAAAUGCUUGGUUUACUCACUUACUACAGACAGUACAUCAAAGAUUUUCUAGGAGGGCCAGCUGCCUAUUUCUCCCCUUUUUCAGACCAUGUGAUCUGUUUGGAGAAAUGGCCGACUGAAAGACACCGUCUGGCCUACACCACCUCCCUGCUGCUGUUCCAGUACUGCCUCCCUCUACUACUAGUGCUGCUCUGCUACCUCCGCAUAUUCCUACGCCUACGUCGACGCAGGGACGUGGUGGAGCGGAGCCGGAAGGCCCGAGGAGCCCAGAGGAUCAAUGCUAUGUUGGCGGCCAUCGUUGCCGCCUUCGCCCUCUGCUGGCUGCCUCUCAACGUGUUCAACACGAUAUUCGACUGGGACCACCAGGCGCUGCCCGCCUGCCAGCAUGAUGCUGUGUUCUCCGCCUGCCACCUCACCGCCAUGGCCUCCACCUGUGUCAAUCCUGUGGUGUACGGUUUCCUGAACAGUAACUUCCAGAGGGAGUUGAAGGCCCAGCUGCAGCGCUGCCACUGUGGUUUGGGGGCGCCAGAGAGCUACGAGAAUUUCCCACUCUCUACCGUUGGCAGCGAGGGGAUCACCAAGAUGUCGAUGCUGAACCGGGCAGGGUCAAUGAGCAUCGCGCCGCCGCCACGGGCUGAGCCAAGUGUUAGCAUAUGCAGCUAACGGCUAGCCGACAGAGCUAGUGGCUAAUGCUAAUGGCUAAGAGCUAAUGGACAUUGUGUAGUGUGUACAGCUGUCAGACAGGAUGUAAACAACAAGGGUAAAGUUCAUAUCAAGCAAGCAGCUAACAGACAGAACACCCCAAUGGACAGAACUAAUAGAGAGCCGCUAACGCUAAUAGAGAGAGAGAAAGUGGAACUAAGCAGCUGGACUGACAGUCAAAGACAGAGCUGGUUGGCCCCAGUCUCCAUAGAGAUCGGUCCAUUUCUGAAUUCCUACAAAGCAUCGCAGGCCCCGCAGAGUAUACAGAAUGCACUUCGCUAAAAGCAAACAAACAGAUCCAUACAGCUAAUCGACAGAGCAGCUCAUGGACAGAUUGCACACAUGCAGCUACGCUCGGUAGCAAACCUCUGGAGAGACUGCGGCAGAGAGCCUGACAGAACCAGGGACGCGUGGGCUCUGUUUUAAUGGUGAUGAUGUAUUUCUGAGCUAAUUCAGCUUGUCCCCAGAAAAACUGUCUUCACCAGAGAUUGACAUCAUCCUGGGGUGUUAAGCUGUUGUCAAGCCAGUCAGAAAGAUGGACAGACUGUCAGUCAGUCAGACAGUCCAUUCUGAACUCAGGGCUGCCUUGAGCUCUAAUCCAAAUCAAAUUUGAUUAACCACAUACACAUAUUUUUCAGAUGUUAUCACAGUUGCAGCGAAAUGAUUAUAUUUGGUACUCCAUCAGUGCAGUAAUACCUAACAAUGCAAAACUAAAUACACAAAUCCCUUAAAAUAAAUAAAGAGAGAAAGGUAGAAAUAUCAGAGCCAUGGUCAAAGUUCGGAA